Saccoglossus kowalevskii is the source of this 825-nucleotide messenger RNA. RefSeq lists its product as uncharacterized. Gene Ontology annotation, cellular component: cytoplasm. Lineage: Eukaryota; Metazoa; Hemichordata; Enteropneusta; Harrimaniidae. Gene Ontology annotation, molecular function: protein binding. The record is from RefSeq and is a predicted model, not a curated record.
AUGUCGAGGAGACAUCUCCGGCUAAGGAUAGACUACGACCCGUUCUAUAAGGGGAAACGGAUGAAGCUCCGGGGCAAAGAGUUGACGGAGAUCCCGAUUGGGAUAUUCAAUCUGACGGAGCUCGAGAUACUCGACAUGAGUCCCCAGCGGGAAUCUUGUCUGAAUUUCCGCUUGAUGGAGGUGCCCCGAGAAAUUCGGAAACUGUCAAACCUACGCGUGCUCUGCUUGGACACGAAUGACCUGACGGAUAUCCCGACAGAGGUGUGCUUUCUGAGAAACCUGGAGAGGUUGUCUAUUAGCAACAACCUUUUAACCUCGUUACCAUCGGAAUUUACGCAGUUGCAAAAAUUGAAAAGUUUACACAUGGCUAACAACUAUUUCGACACCAUACCGCUAGAGGUGUGUAAUCUCGAAGGCCUCGAGUUCUUGGACGCUAGCGACAACAAAAUUAGGAGUAUCCCCGAAGAGAUCGGUUUUCUGACACAGCUAGUGACUCUCGGCCUACUCUACAAUUUCUUAGAACGUCUCCCGGACGGUAUGUGCAAAUGCGUGCGACUGAGAAGUCUUUGGCUCGGGAAAAAUAAACUUCAGAGUCUCCCGCGCAACUUCGGUCGCCUGAGAGAACUCGACUGGACCGAUUACCAGAACUCGUCGAAUUUAGAAGGGAAUCCGUUAAAACACCCGCCUAUCGAUAUAGCUCGUAAGGGCCCCGAAGAGAUCGCUAAUUAUUUCCAGUUGAAUGAUGAGAUCGACUCGUGGCAAGAAGACGACGAAGACGAGGAUCAAUCCGGCACAUCGUUACCGAUGACAAAUGGCAGCUUUUAG